AUGUCUCCCAGCGAGCGGGCGGCCGUGUCCUCUCACAGGGGGCUGUGGCCUCUGACCCGCUCUCUCCUUCCUCCUGCAGGGACAGGGGCAGACCCGGUGGUCAGCACCAGGAGCAACCACUGCCUGGAUGCUGCCAAGGCCUGCAACCUGAAUGACAACUGCAAGAAGCUGCGCUCCUCCUACAUCUCUAUCUGCAACCGCGAGAUCUCGCCCACCGAGCGCUGUAACCGCCGCAAGUGCCACAAGGCCCUGCGCCAGUUCUUCGACCGGGUGCCCAGCGAGUACACCUACCGCAUGCUCUUCUGCUCCUGCCAAGACCAGGCGUGUGCCGAGCGCCGCCGGCAAACCAUCCUGCCCAGAUGCUCCUACGAGGACAAGGAGAAGCCCAACUGCCUGGAGCUCCGCAGCGUGUGCCGGACUGACCACCUGUGCCGGUCCCGGCUGGCGGACUUCCACGCCAAUUGUCGAGCCUCCUACCAGACGGUCACCAGCUGCCCUACAGACAAUUACCAGGCGUGUCUGGGCUCGUACGCCGGCAUGAUCGGGUUUGACAUGACGCCCAACUAUGUGGACUCCAGCCCCACUGGCAUUGUGGUGUCGCCCUGGUGCAGCUGUCGUGGCAGUGGCAACAUGGAGGAGGAGUGUGAGAAGUUCCUCAGGGACUUCACCGAGAACCCAUGCCUCCGGAACGCCAUCCAGGCCUUUGGCAACGGCACAGAUGUGAACGUGUCCCCAAAGGGAUCCUCAUUCCAGGCCACCCAGGCUCCUCGGGUGGAGAAGGCCCCUUCUUUGCCAGAUGACCUCAACGACAGCACCAGCCUGGGGACCAGUGUCAUCACCACCUGCACAUCUGUCCAGGAGCAGGGGCUGAAGGCCAACAGCUCCAAAGAGUUAAGCAUGUGCUUCACAGAGCUCACGACGAACAUCAUCCCAGGGAGUAACAAGGUGAUCAGACCUAACUCAGGCCCCAGCAGAGCCAGACCGUCGGCUGCCUUCACCGCCGCCUCCCUCCUGAUGCUCACGCUGGCCUUGUAGGCUCCGGGGACGUGUCGGGAGAUUUCCGAAAGCUACACAGAUGAGAGCACCUGCCUGACAACACGGAAACACACACAGACACACACACACACACCUUGCAAAAAAUCAGUUUUUUUCCCACCUUGUCGCCGAACCUGUCUCCUCCCAGGUUUCUUCUCUGGAGAAGUUUUUCUAAACCAAACAGACAAGCAGGUGGGCAGCCCGAGAGCCGGCCCAGGGACCCCCUGGCAAGGGACACCCGGUGCGCCGAGUGGGGCGUGAGGCUCUGGAAAUGCCCUUCACUCUCUCCUGCUGUUUUCCUCUCCGGACCCUUCUGAAGCAGAGACCACGGCGAGAGCCUGCGGCCGGAGGGACUCGUGGCUGUGCCUGGGGCUGGCUGGGGCAGGGCGUCGCAGCUGCUUUCUCCAGCUGCCCACUCUGGGGGCCUGCUGGGGCUGGCAGAGGGCAUCGGUCAGCGAGGUAGCAGGGCUGGGCAUGGGGGGCACAUUCAGCCCCACCUUGCGGCUUCAAGGCUGGAGAUGGUCCUGCCUCCGCCCUUUGCCUUUGGGCAGGCCGCGUGGGGACACCAAGGAUGCCCAUGGAGGGGGUGGCGCUCUGCUGCACUCCCCUUGACUGUGCCAUGGAGUCGGGGCCCGGGGCCAGCUCUGGGAGGGCUUGGGGAGCCCAGGCCUGGGCUACCCUGUUGUGGGGAGGGAGCAAAACUUGGGCACCACCUUCUUCCUCCUUGGUGGCAGGAAUUUUGAGGUCAAAGAGAAAUGACACUUUGUUGGCUUUUUAGUUUCUUGUGGGUCCGUUUGGCGGGUCUCCCUUGGGGAGGGGGUCUGGAGGGACCACAGUGGGACGCGCACCUGCUGCACCCUGGUCUCUCGAGCUCUGUCCUUCUCUCCUCUGUCCCUCGUCCCUUCCACGUUCUCUUUCCUCAUUUCCGAGACAUACGUCCGCUGUAUGUACAUACCAAGGCUCCUUUCUCGGCAUAUAGACAUAUAUUGUGUGGUUUCCCCUUUCUUUCCUUUUUUUAAGAAACAAAACUAUGGAAAUAAUGCCCCAACAGAUGAGCGAAAAUGUAUUAUUGUAAAGUUUAUUUUUUUUAAUAAUGUUGUCUAUCAUGGGAACGAAAGGAAGUCGACCCCCAGAGUCCGGUCCAGUUGGGCUGACCGGGCUCCUGCCGGGGUUCCUGUCGCGUCGCGCUUAACCAAGGCUCCAAUAAACGUACUAGGAAGCA
Molecule: messenger RNA, 2257 nt
Organism: Microcebus murinus (gray mouse lemur)
Lineage: Eukaryota; Metazoa; Chordata; Mammalia; Primates; Cheirogaleidae
Gene: GFRA2
Product: GDNF family receptor alpha 2
Biological process (GO): nervous system development
Cellular component (GO): signaling receptor complex; external side of plasma membrane
Molecular function (GO): glial cell-derived neurotrophic factor receptor activity
Source: RefSeq, a predicted model, not a curated record